CUUUCUCCGCCUUUCCUUUCCUCCCGUCCAAGUUUGUUUCGGCGAUGGCAGCCGUCGUCUCCCAGCAAACAGCCAAGGAGGUGGGAAAAAGCACCGUCGCUACAGACAAGCCCUUUGCGUUUCUGCCACUUCCGAGACCGUCGUCAGUCCUCUUCUAAGAGCGGGCGACUCACACUUUCCUUCUCCUCCUCCACUCAAGCGCGGAUAGUCAUUCUCACCGCGCCGUUCAUUCCUACCCGCUCGCGUUUUUUGUUUAAUCUUCUGGACUUGUUCUCGAAAUUGACCGGAUUUCAUUGUAAUAUAUAUAUAUAUAUAUAUAUAUAUAUAUUUUUUUUUGUCGUCGUUGUUGUUAUUAUUAUCAUCAUUAUUAUUAUUAUUUUCCAACUCUCCAGGAGCUGUAGUCUUAAUUGAGGCGGUAAUGAAAUUCGGGACACCACCGCGUGUCCCGAUUUACUCACUUUUUUUGCUGCGCUUUCAUUCGCGUCGACAUGUUCCGCAAUCAGACAAUCAACCAGCGCAGAAAGAGCUAGGGAGUUAGUGAAGAAGCGUUUCUUCCGGUCUUCGUGUUGGAAGUAAGUGGGAUUCCGGGUUUGGGGGCGUGUUUUGUGUAAUUUGUUGAGGUUGGGUGGAGUUGCCUCGUCACUGACCUUUGUCAUGAGGUUAUUGUCCUGCUGAUGAGUACCCUCCCACAUUUUCUUUAGACUUCCUGUGUGAGGGUUGGUUUCGUGCGUGUCUGGAGUGUAGCGAUUGAUUUUGGUCUCCGAGUGUCGUUCACGUUGGCAAGCGCACUGUUGUUGAGAUGUGGAGGUCACGGUCUGAAAAGCAUUUCAAGAGCCCAAGCCUGCGGCUACACUAGAUAAGAUUAGCGGAGUUUCUGUUGUGCUGUGCCUCUCUCUGCGAAAAGCGCAAUUUCGAUCGGAUCCGUCCUUUUUCUCGGUCGAGUGUUGGCAUUGCUGAUGGUCACCGCGCAUUGCAACAAGAGCAUGCAUCCAAUGUUCUACAGGGAUAUGCUGUUAAGUGUUAGUCACUCUCAGACCUGCAUACCUCGUUUGCCGGAUAGUGGGUUCGUGGAGGUGGUUACCGACGUCGCAUUACUGAUUUCGAGUUGACGAACCGUGAGGCACGAAGGUGUUAUUCAUGAAGCUGGUUUCGCUCUCGGACACGUUUAUUGGAUGUCGCUUAUCCUCCUGAGAAGGUUACAACUCCAGGGCGCGCUGAACUUAUAUAUUAUCAAAGCUUUCGUACGCGUCGCUUUGCUACUUUCAUUGAGUUGUUCUUCAUCCCCGCUAUUGAUCCUGCUGAAGGUGCUCUCUAGGCAAUCCAAGGAUCGCCAGCGCUCCUCUACGACGGGUUGUUCUUUGUGAAGCGCUUUCUGAAUCAGCUGUGCACCGACAGGCAAAAGUUGAUUGAAUAAUCGGCAGCUGGAUUAUCAGUCGGUUGAUUGACUUCAAAUUAGAGAGGAGAUUGCCACACUUUGCAAAUUAAUUGAUCCAGAAGAUGCCAGGAAUGAUCAAGGGGGAGACCUCUAAUUCUAUCUCUCACUCCCCGUCGCUUUCCGUCUCCACCACGUCUUUCUCCUCGCUGUCGCAUGUAUCUGCCCACCAGUCCUCUUCGUCGUCCACAAGCACUCCUGCGCAGCUCACAUGGCUCCAGGAGCUCCGGUCGGAGGAAAGGGGCUUAUACCUAAUCCAUCUCCUCCUGGCAUGUGCAAAUGCAGUGGCUAACAACAACAUGGAGUAUACGAAUGUAUAUCUUGAGCAGCUCUCAGUGUUAGCAAGCUUGACAGGUGACCCCAUGCAACGGGUGGCCACGUAUUUCAUGGAGGGGCUUGCAGCUCGGAUUACCAAGUCCUGGCCCGGGCUUCACAAAGCGCUUCAUUCUACUCAUCUCCCUUUCGUCAUGGACAUCAUCUCUGCUCGACAGUUAUUUUUUAGCGUCUGUCCUUAUGUCAAGUUUGCCUUCUUGAUGGGCAAUCAGGCCAUUCUGGAUGCGAUGGAGGGGGAGAUGGUGGUGCACAUCGUGGAUCUGGAGGCUUCGGACCCCGUGCAAUGGCUUGCCCUACUGCAGGAGCUCAGCAACCGGCAAGCAGGUCCUCCUCACUUGCGCAUUACAGGAGUGAGCUUGAAGAGAGAUGUUCUUGAGCAGACCGGCCAGCGGCUUUCAGAGGAAGCCGAGAAGUUGGACAUCCCUUUCCAGUUUCACCCGCUGGUUGCAAGCCUUGAGAAUCUGGACGUCGACUCCUUGAAAGUGAAAAGUGGCGAAGCUGUGGCUAUCAGCUCUAUGAUGAGACUCCAUCCACUUCUUGCUAAAGAAUCCGACACUGUGAUCAGAACGGACACUGAUUAUCACAGUCAUCCCGAAAUUCAUCACUUUAGAUCGUCCAGUGGCGGCUACGAAAAGAUCACGAGUGCAGGCAGAGACGAGGCCAUCAACUCUACUGGUGAAAUCGGACCAGAGCGAGGGUUGAAACGCUCCCGAGAGACGUAUGAAGCAGCUGCCGAGGUGGCAGGUGAGAACUUGAAAGUCCCGGUGGAUGGAUCUGAAGCAGUAGAUCGGCAACGAACACGAAGUACGUCGCAAUCAGAUGGUAACGGCAGCUGUGUGGAGCCGAGAGGCAACUCAGUGCCACGUCCUCUCAGAGACGAGUCCUCAUUCUCCGACUCUGGCUUCGGCUCUGGUGUCGUGCAAAGAGUCUUGCAAAAGCUGCAAAGCCUGUCGCCAAAAGUGAUGGUGCUAGUGGAGCAGGACUCCAACCACAACAGCGGCUCCAUGCCAGACCGCUUCGUGGAAGCCCUGCAUUAUUACUCCGCCAUGUUCGACUCGCUGGACUUGACACUGCCGCAGCAUUGUCUGGAGAGGGUGACGCUAGAGAAGUUUCUUCUUGGGCAGGAGAUAAAAAACAUCGUGGCAUGUGAGGGGGCGGAGAGAGUGGAACGGCAUGAGAAAUUGGAUAGAUGGAGGAUUCGGAUGCGGUCAGCAGGGUUUGUAGCAAGGCCAUUAAGCUCUACUGCGGCCCUUCAAGCCAAGCGGCUCUUGCAUGGCUACCCCUGCGAUGGGUACCGCGUCAAGGAUGAUCAGGGCUGCCUCACUCUCUGCUGGCAGGAUACCCCUCUCUACACAGCAUCCGCAUGGACAGUUUAAGAUCACCAUAGCCAGGCUGGUUGUAUCUCGUAAAUUGCCAUCAAUCAAUUCCUGGCGACUUAACGACACUCGACAUCGUUUUCAUCCCCAGGGGAGGGGGUUGAUGGGGUUUGCUGGGAUUGUAAUUGCCAGCGGAGCUGUCAACAGCCCACAACAAAAUGAUACAUUUCACUUUCUACUGAUCAGUGGUCGGUGAACUGAUGUUGAGUGCUUGACUGGAGUUAAUCGAUUAUUUUUUGGUCAUAUUUACAGGAUAAUAGUCGUCUUAAUAACUGAGAAAGACGGUUACCAUGGCACCCACCCCACCCAGGAAGCAAGCCGAGGGCGCUGUUCUGUAGGCACUCCACAUUUUGCGAAUAAUCGAACGGUUUAUUUCCUCUUAGAAAAGAAUAGAUGAUCAGACGGUGGGGGUCAUCCAUUCUUGUCGAUUGUGCUGGUCACCGCACGUAGGCACGGGGUUUUGAUGGUGAAGGUUGGUGUAGAAGUUUGGAUGUUGGAGGUAUGUUGGGCAGGUAGUUGAAGUCAGGACCUGGGUGCACUGUAAUUAACAGAACAUUUAUGACAGUUUCAAACUGAAUUGGUUCACAUUGAUUUGCCAUUUUUUGACCA
This is a messenger RNA of Physcomitrium patens, 3750 nucleotides long. NCBI's taxonomy places the organism in Eukaryota, Viridiplantae, Streptophyta, Bryopsida, Funariales, Funariaceae. The record is from RefSeq and is a predicted model, not a curated record.